Messenger RNA from Parascedosporium putredinis, 2184 nucleotides. Lineage: Eukaryota; Fungi; Ascomycota; Sordariomycetes; Microascales; Microascaceae. The record is from the annotation of a GenBank genome assembly.
AUGCGUCAGCCUGCCACUGAAAGGGGCCAGCACAGCCAUGCCCAUGUCAGCGAACAGCACGUAGAGGAGGAAAUCGCCGAGAUCAAGAGAUAUGAGGACUUUACAACCAUAGAUUGGGUUCAAGAUGCUGCCCGCGAACAGGCUCGGCGCCGAGCACGACGGCGGGAGGUCGCCAGCCUCUACGAUCACGGCCCUCCAGGCUUGAGACAGCGCCUAUGGAUCACAUACGACGCAAUCCAGGGCUGGCUAGUAAUCACCUUGAUCGGCAUGGCCAUCGGGCUCAAUGCCGCCAUUCUAAGCAUCGUGACCGAGUGGCUCGCCGACCUAAAGCUCGGCUAUUGUAAGACGGGAUUCUACCUCAACGAAAACUUCUGUUGCUGGGGAGAGCAAAGAGGAUGCGACGAUUGGCAUCGCUGGACAGGAUUUGGGCCGCUCAACUACCUGAUCUAUAUUGUACUAGCUGCCUUGCUUGCAUUUACCGCUGCGACCCUAGUCAAGAACUUUGCUCCCUACGCCGCCGGCUCUGGCAUCUCGGAAAUCAAAUGCAUCAUUGCGGGCUUCGUUAUGAAGGGCUUCCUCUCCUUUUGGACCCUCAUCAUCAAGUCCAUCACCCUGCCCUUGACCAUUGGUGCCGGAAUCUCGGUCGGAAAAGAGGGGCCCAGCGUCCACUACGCCGUAUGCACCGGCAGCGUUAUAUCCCGGCUAUUCAACAAGUACCGGAAGAACGCGGCCAGGACUCGCGAGGUUCUCUGCGCUUGCGCAGCCGCCGGGGUGGCGGUCGCUUUCGGCAGCCCCAUCGGCGGCGUCAUGUUCUCCCUCGAGGAGAUGUCGGCCAACUUCCCCUUAAGACGUUCGGUAAACCCUUUCCGCACCGGCCAGCUCGUCAUGUUCCAAGUGACCUACGACAGGACCUGGCACUUUUUCGAGAUCCUCUUCUUCAUCGUGAUUGGCAUCUUUGGCGGCCUCUACGGCGCUUUCAUCAUCAAGUGGAACCUACGCGCCCAGGCCUUCCGAAAGAAGUACCUCACCAAGUACGCGGUCCUCGAAGUGACCAUGCUCGCCGUCCUCUCCGCCAUUCUCUGUUAUCCCAACCCCUUUGUGAGGAUCGAUAUGACGGAGAGCAUGGAGAUCCUCUUUUCCGAAUGCGAGGGAGAAGAUUACCACGGGCUCUGUGACCCGGACCAGCGUUUCAUGACCAUCAUGUCACUCGUCAUCGCGACCGGCCUGCGCAUCUUUUUGACUACUAUAUCAUAUGGCGCGCGGAUUCCUGCGGCAUCUUCGUUCCCGUAUGCCCUUCUUGGAGCUGCCGCUGCCCUGAGCGGCGUCAUGCAUAUCACAAUCUCCGUCGUGGUCAUCAUGUUCGAAAUUACCGGAGCACUAACGUAUAUCCUGCCCACUAUGAUUGUGGUUGGCGUCACAAAGGCGGUGGGUGAACUCUUCAGCAAGGGCGGCAUCGCCGACCGUGCGAUCUGGGCUAGCGGCAUGCCCUACCUGGACAACAAGGAGGAACACAACUUUGGUGUCCCGGUAUCCCGCGCCAUGACGGAAGCCACGGUCUCCCUACCUGCCACGGGCCUUACGCUAGGUGACGUGGAGGAGAUGAUUUCCGACGGCAAGUAUCAAGGGUUCCCUAUUGUCGAAGAUGAGCACUCCAAGACCCUCGUUGGCUAUAUCGGACGGACCGAGCUCCAAUACGCGAUAGACAAGGCUAAGCGGGAGCGCCCCAUGGAGCGGGGCACGCGCUGCGUUAGCGGCGAAUCGGGCUCCCUAUCAACGAUAUCGUUCGGCCGCUACGUCGAUGCGACACCCGUCACAGUGCACCCACGCCUUUCUCUCGAGACCGUCAUGGAACUCUUCCGCAAGAUCGGUCCUCGCGUCAUCCUUGUCGAGUACCACGGCAAGUUGACCGGCCUCAUCACCGUCAAGGACUGUCUCAAGUACCAGUUCAAGGCCGAGGCGGCGGAACACCCGCGCGACGACCACGACCUGCUGGAAACUCAGGAGAAGCUCUGGCACGUAUUACAACGGGUCGCGGAAUGGGUUUCGGGCAAGGUCUCUACGGCUUCUAGGGGCCGGAUACGUCUUGGCGGGUCAGACGAGCGAGUACGGGGUGGACCGAUCAUGGAUGGCGAUGAAGAGUUGGUUGACGAUGAUGGCGGCGUUGAGCUAGAUAGUCGGUCAUGA